AUGACAACAAGCAAUUCUAGUUUGUCAUCCAAAGGUCCAGGAAUCAAGUGCUUCCAUCUCCAUGAGCCUAAGAAGAAAGAGGCUCCAAAAGAUACAGUGGGGCGACUGGCAAAGAGGGCACUGAAGCAUGAAGUUGCUGGUAAGACAGCUGCUGCAAAACAUCAGCAGCAUUCGGCUGAAUGGCUGUUCACUGCCCCUGCUAUGUCUUUAAAUUUAAAGCUUGAUCAUUGCACUAUGCUAGGCAUUGAUUUGCAAAACUACUUGGAUAGAUGUGGCUGCCGGAAAUUUUAG
Messenger RNA from Ilex paraguariensis (yerba mate), 291 nucleotides. NCBI's taxonomy places the organism in Eukaryota, Viridiplantae, Streptophyta, Magnoliopsida, Aquifoliales, Aquifoliaceae. The record is from the annotation of a GenBank genome assembly.